AUGGACAGUGGAAAUUGCUCAGCACUAAAUCAGUUCUUUCUCUUGGGAAUUACCAAUAACCCUCAGAUCAAAGUGAUUCUAUUCCCUGCAUUUCCUGUUGUUUAUUUCAUUAUUCUCCUUGCCAAUCUUGGAAUGAUAGUUUUAAUCAGAGUGGAUUCCCAGCUUCACACUCCAAUGUACAUUUUUCUGAACCACCUCUCCUUCUCUGACCUCUGCUAUUCCACUGCAGUUGGGUCCAAGAUGCUGGUGGACCUUUUGGUCAAGAACAAAUCAAUUCCCUUUCUUGACUGUGCUCUGCAAUUCUUCAUCUUCUGUACCUUUACAGAUGCUGAGUGCAUGCUGCUGGCAGUGAUGGCCUUUGAUGGGUACAGAGCCAUCAGCAGGCCCUUGAGCUAUGCAGUGGACAUGUCCAACAGGGUGCGCUCCCUGCUGCUGACUGGAGUUUACCUGGUGGGGUUGGGAGAUGCUUUUAUACACAUGAUGUUAACAUUCCACUUAUGUAUCUGUGAGUCUAAUGAGGUUAAUCAUUUCUUCUGUGAUGUCCCUCCUCUCCUGUUACUGUCUUGCUCUGACACACAGGUCAAUGAGUUAGUGAUAUUUACCAUUUUUGGUUUCAUUGAACUGAGUACCAUCUCCAGAGUCCUGGUCUCUUACCGCUACAUCAUCUUAGCCAUCUUAAAGAUCCACUCUGCUGAGGGGAGGCACAAAGCUUUCUCCACCUGUGCCUCCCACUUAACUGUAGUUGUGGUUUUCCAGGGAACUAUGCUCUUCAUGUAUUUCAGACCAAGUUCUUCCUACUCUCUAGAUCAAGAUAAAAUGAGCUCACUGCUCUACACCCUUGUGAUUCCCAUGCUGAAACCUAUGAUUUGUAGCCUACACAACAAAGAUGUGAAAGUCAGCAUUAAAAAACUGAAAAAUAAAAUUUUGUUUUCAUAA
This is a messenger RNA of Sciurus carolinensis (gray squirrel), 936 nucleotides long. Its product is annotated as olfactory receptor 5W2-like. The transcript has a single exon. The record is from RefSeq and is a predicted model, not a curated record. NCBI's taxonomy places the organism in Eukaryota, Metazoa, Chordata, Mammalia, Rodentia, Sciuridae. Gene Ontology annotation, molecular function: olfactory receptor activity; odorant binding. Bases 1 to 936 code for a protein of 311 amino acids. Gene Ontology annotation, biological process: G protein-coupled receptor signaling pathway; sensory perception of smell. Gene Ontology annotation, cellular component: membrane.